AUGGCGACCGCGCGUCCAUGUGUGGGCAUCUACAAUCCCGAGGGCACUCCGGUGGGGUCCGCGUUGAUGCCUUCCGUCUUUUGCGCCCCCCUUCGGGCUGAUCUCGUGCGCUUCGUCUGCACGAAUCUCGCAAAGAACUCGCGGCAGGCGUACGGAGUGGCCCCCAAUGCUGGCUACCAGACGAGUGCAGAAUCCUGGGGUACAGGAAGAGCCGUCUCGCGUAUUCCUCGCGUGCCGGGGGGUGGUACCCACAGAAGCGGCCAGGCUGCCUUUGGGAACAUGUGCAGAGGGGGAGGCAUGUUCGCUCCGAACAAGACGUGGAGGCGCUGGCAUCGGAAGGUGAACGUGACGAUGAAGCGUCACGCCGUUGCCGCGGCAGUUGCAGCCACGGGCCUGCCAGCACUCGUGAUGGCGCGUGGUCACAAGAUCGAUGCGGUUCCGGAGCUUCCUCUGGUUGUGGAAGACGCAGUGGAGAGCCUGAAGAAAACGAAGGAGGCGGCGAAGCUGUUGCAGCACCUCGGAUGCGCGGAGGAGUUGCAGAAAAUCCGGGAGAGCAAGAAGCUCCGCGCUGGUCGUGGCAAAGGCCGCAAUCGCCGAUGCACUCUGAAGAAGGGGCCCCUGGUGAUCUACAACUCGGAUGAUGGCAUUUGCAGAGCUUUUAGGAACAUUCCAGGCGUCGAACUUGCCCACGUCGACAGGCUCAGUGUCUUGACACUCGCGCCUGGAGGCACUCUCGGACGCUUCUGCGUUUGGACCGCCUCCGCGUUCAAGCGUCUGCAGCUCUUGUACGGUCGCACGGAUGGCGUGGGCACUGCUGCGCUCAAGAAGGGCUACCAUCUUCCACGCCCUGUGCUCCAGAAUGCCGAUAUUGCAAGGAUCAUCAACAGCGACGAGGUGCAGAGCGUUGUGAGGCCAAUGCUUAAGGGCCCACCCAAGAAGUCGCAGCACAAGAAUCUUCUAACCAACCGCUCCGUCCUUUUGCGCGUCAAUCCGGCUGCCAAGAAUCUCAAGCGGAAUGCACAGCUAGCACAGCAGCCAGGAUCAAGGCCUUACACCAUCCUGCAGAAGAAAAAGAUCGCGAAGCGCGAAGAGCGCAAACAGCACAGGAUGAUGGGCAAGAAGUAUAUGAAGGAAAUCAGGCGCGCUUUCGAGGAUAAGGCAGCAGAGAAUAUGAGCGAAGCUCGCCAGCCGGAGGAGUAA
Messenger RNA from Cyclospora cayetanensis, 1200 nucleotides. Its product is annotated as 60S ribosomal protein L4-B. The record is from RefSeq and is a predicted model, not a curated record. The transcript has a single exon. Bases 1 to 1200 code for a protein of 399 amino acids. Gene Ontology annotation, cellular component: ribosome; cytosolic large ribosomal subunit. Gene Ontology annotation, molecular function: RNA binding; structural constituent of ribosome. NCBI's taxonomy places the organism in Eukaryota, Apicomplexa, Conoidasida, Eucoccidiorida, Eimeriidae. Gene Ontology annotation, biological process: translation.